Molecule: messenger RNA, 492 nt
Organism: Raphanus sativus (radish)
Lineage: Eukaryota; Viridiplantae; Streptophyta; Magnoliopsida; Brassicales; Brassicaceae
Product: GLABROUS1 enhancer-binding protein-like 2
Exons: 3
Coding region: 1-492 (163 amino acids)
Source: RefSeq, a predicted model, not a curated record
AUGGUUCAAGCAAAUGUCAAAGGUGACUUCGCGAGGAGGACGGUGGCAAUGAGGCAAUUAUCAGCCGAAGUGCCGAGGAGGACGGUGGCAAUGAGGCAAUUAUCAGCCGAAGAGCUUGUCGUUGUCCAGGAUACUAUGUUUAACAACAAAAGUACGGAGAUUGCUGGUGUUGAGAAAGACGAGCGUGUGGAAAUCGGUGAGAAGAAGAGGAGGUAUGAGGUUAUGGUUAAUGCUGAGAGAGAUCAGGAGGGGGAGGGAGAUGGUGUGGAUGAGUUUUGUGACCUCCGUGAGGUACUUGAGAUGGGGACACUGUUUCAAAGUCUAGGUGGAUAUGAAAAGAAGAUGCUAGUUCAGAAUCUGAAAAACCUUGGAGCUCAAAGAAGAAAAGAGCUUACCGAUGAGUGGAAGUCAUUGCUUGAUGAAGAGCUCCGUUUGAAAAUCAAGAAACAAUCCUUCUCAACGAAGCUCGCUUACGAAGGACUUCCUUCUUAA